CGGAAUACUGCAGUAGCUUGUCUCUCCCACUCAUCAUAACAUGUCUGAUAAGUACGAAUGCGCGCUCGAUCUUAUGAGGCGCCUGCCCCCGCAAAAUGUCGAAGAGAAUCUGUCUAAACUCUUGGAUAUUGUUGAUGCUGAUCUCGGUGACGACCUGCUUAGUGCUAUCGACCAGCCUCUCAAAGUCAGAAGAUGCAAACAGACCGGGAAAGAUUAUCUCGCCUGUGAUUACAACAGAGAUGGCGAUUCCUACAGAUCACCAUGGAGUAACGAGUACGAUCCAGAGCUACCAGACGGAGCAACACCAAAUGCAACUCUCAGAAAGCUUGAAGUUCACGCAAACGAAGCAUUUGAUACUUAUCGAGAGAUGUACUAUGAGGGCGGUGUAUCCUCUGUUUAUACCUUUGAAAUCGAAGACAAAUUUGCUGUUGUUGUCCUCAUCAAAAAAGUUGGUGAGGGAGCCCGCAGAAUGAAGGGUGCUUGGGACUCGAUCCACGUUUUCGAAGUUCAAGAGAGAGGACGAAAUGCACAUUACAAACUUACCUCCACUGUCAUGUUGUAUAUGAUUACCAAUAAGCCGGAGCUUGGUCACUUCAAUUUGAGUGGAAGCUUGACGCGACAGGCAGAACAAGAUUGCCCUGUUGAUGAUCAAUCUGCUCACGUUAUCAAUAUCGGACGCAUGGUGGAGGAUAUGGAGAUCAAGAUGAGAAACUCAUUGCAAGAAGUCUACUUUGGUAAAACAAAGGACAUUGUCAAUGAUCUUCGAAGUGUAGGAUCCAUCAAGGAAGGAAAAGAGCAAGCUGAUAUCCAGAAAGAACUUGUUGGCAAACUAAUGCUACGAGGUAAUAGCCAGUAGAUCACUGGUAACCGCUAUCCAAUAAAGUUUUUAUAAAUUGAGCAUUUGAAUCGCGUUCUUUGAGUGGAAAGGUAUAUGUACAGA
Molecule: messenger RNA, 940 nt
Organism: Umbelopsis ramanniana AG
Lineage: Eukaryota; Fungi; Mucoromycota; Umbelopsidomycetes; Umbelopsidales; Umbelopsidaceae
Exons: 5
Coding region: 41-856 (271 amino acids)
Biological process (GO): actin cytoskeleton organization; cell morphogenesis; barbed-end actin filament capping
Cellular component (GO): cytoplasm; F-actin capping protein complex
Molecular function (GO): actin filament binding
Source: RefSeq, a predicted model, not a curated record